Molecule: messenger RNA, 915 nt
Organism: Phalaenopsis equestris
Lineage: Eukaryota; Viridiplantae; Streptophyta; Magnoliopsida; Asparagales; Orchidaceae
Product: ethylene-responsive transcription factor 8-like
Exons: 1
Coding region: 196-627 (143 amino acids)
Biological process (GO): regulation of DNA-templated transcription
Molecular function (GO): DNA binding; DNA-binding transcription factor activity
Source: RefSeq, a predicted model, not a curated record
UCCCUAUAAUAUUGUAAAUCGAUCCCACAAACGUGGAAUUUAGAGUAACGCCGAAUUCACACGAGGGCGGCGGCGGCUGCAAUGUCAUACCAUCGCUGACGGCUUAGCCCUUCUCAAUCUCUCUAUAAAUCUCAAACCUCUCGCCUUUCUCCCUCAACAAACUCCCCCCUUUUUCAUAAUUUCUUCAUUUUCUAGAUGCCUCCGAGAAGCAAACUCCACUGCGCCGCCGCUGCCGAGAAGGAGACACAAUUCCGGGGAGUGAGGAAGAGGCCCUGGGGUCGAUACGCCGCCGAAAUCCGCGAUCCUGGGAGGAAGAUAAGAGUAUGGCUCGGCACCUUCGAUACUGCGGAGGCGGCGGCGAGGGCUUACGACGCCGCCGCCAGAGAGUUCCGAGGAUCUCGCGCAAAGACCAACUUUUCUUUCUCCGAUGCGGAGCACGAAUCAAGCGGAGCCGUUCCCUUCGAUCUCAACCGCGGCGGCGACGCCCGGUUUAUGUUCCGCGCUUUUCGGAAUGAAAUGGCUGCGGCGGCGCAGCCGUUGUAUUUCUUUGGUAACUUCCGACAUAGCGGCGGCGCAAGGUUUCUUUCCCGGCGGGACGGAAGUAUUGGACACGUCAGCAGUAGUUGAUUCGAGACGGCUUUCGCCGGCGUUGAAGAUCUGUUCGUUGGGUAUUGAUCUGAACCUUCCUCCACCGGCAGAGAUCGCCUGAACGUCGCCGGAGCUAUUUAUUAUUAUUAUUAGAGUCUAAAGAUUGGAAAAAGGUUGUAUUUUUCCUCGCCGGCGCCUUAAUUUUUAUUUGGCCGAGCAGAAGAAUUAGAGUUUAACUGUUCAUUUUCUUGAACUGGGGAUGAGUACUCUUUAUUUAUGUGUAAUUAUUGGAUAAGAAUAAUCUCCUUAUUUUUAGGUGCUUUUACA